AUGCAGGGCACCGCUGCCACCACCCCCGCAACAGACAUCCCACCCGUCCACGCAGUAAACGUCGCACCUAGAUGGAACGAGUCUAGAACCAUGGUUUGGAGGCUAAGUGCUACCUUCUGGUGUGCUUUGGUGAUGGGCGCUAAUGAUGCUGCCUAUGGAGCGAUAAUCUCUUAUCUUGAGCUGGAUUAUCGCAAAAGCUACACUAUCAUCUCCCUGGUAUUCCUUUCCCCUUUCGCUGGAUACACGAUUUCCGCCGUCUUGAGCCACUUGGUCCAUCAGCGACUCGGCCGGAGAGGCGUCGCCAUCUUGGGGGCAGGGUGUCACCUGCUUCCAUUUAUCGUCAUAGCCAUCCACCCACCCUUUCCGGUUCUGGUCAUUAUGUACAUGCUCAUCGGCCUGGGAAGUGGCAUUCAGAGCGCGGCGUGGAAUGUCUGGAUUGGCAACAUGGCUAACUCCCAUGAAGUCCUCGGAUUCUUCCAUGGAUUUUACGGCCUAGGGGCGACGACAAGUCCCCUAGUUGCUACAAGUCUGAUCACCAAGGCAGGUUGGAGUUGGUACUCCUUCUACUACCUGAUGGCCGGAGCAGCCGCCAUCGACCUCAUUUACUCAACCGCCGCCUUCUGGCCUGAAACCGGCACCAAAUACCGGCACGACAACCCCAGCAGCACCUCCGCGACAAGCGGCUCCCUCCACCAGACCCGCCUCUCGCUCACCUACCGCGUGACUUGGAUCUGCGCCAUCUUUCUAUUCUUGUACGGCGGCAUCGAAGUGACCAUCGGCGGCUGGAUCGUCGUCUUCAUGACAAGCGUCCGCCACGGCAGCGCGUUCGCUUCGGGAAUGACCGAAACCGGCUUCUGGCUGGGCAUUACCGUUGGUCGUUUCGUCCUGGGAUUCGUCUCGCCCCGGGUGGGUGAGAAGCUGUCGAUCGCGGGCUACAUCGUGGUGGCUAUCGUGCUCGAGCUGAUCUUCUGGCUCGUGCCGCAGUUCAUCGUGUCCGCACUGGCGGUCGCCCUCGUGGGCUUUUUUCUGGGGACGAUCUUCCCCGGGGUGGUUGCGCUGUCGACGCGGCUCCUGCCGAAGAGCCUUCAUGUCGCGGCCAUUGGGUUCGCCGCUGCGUUCUCGAUGGGCGGAGGGGCGGUGUUUCCGUUCAUGAUCGGGGCGGUUGCGCAGGCGAAGGGGGUCACGGUCCUGCAGCCGAUGUUGUUGGCGAUGUUGACUGUCGCGCUGGGAAUCUGGGGCACGCUCUUCUGGGUGCCCAGGGCUGGGCUGCCGCAUGAGGUGUAG
Aspergillus homomorphus CBS 101889 is the source of this 1284-nucleotide messenger RNA. RefSeq names its product MFS transporter. Gene Ontology annotation, molecular function: transmembrane transporter activity. The transcript is spliced from 3 exons. Lineage: Eukaryota; Fungi; Ascomycota; Eurotiomycetes; Eurotiales; Aspergillaceae. Gene Ontology annotation, biological process: transmembrane transport. The record is from RefSeq and is a predicted model, not a curated record. Bases 1 to 1284 code for a protein of 427 amino acids. Gene Ontology annotation, cellular component: membrane.